This is a messenger RNA of Caenorhabditis briggsae, 1350 nucleotides long. Gene Ontology annotation, biological process: DNA repair; replication fork processing. The record is from RefSeq and is a predicted model, not a curated record. The transcript is spliced from 5 exons. Lineage: Eukaryota; Metazoa; Nematoda; Chromadorea; Rhabditida; Rhabditidae. Gene Ontology annotation, molecular function: ATP binding; ATP-dependent chromatin remodeler activity. Gene Ontology annotation, cellular component: nuclear replication fork. The coding region runs from base 1 to 1350 and encodes 449 amino acids.
AUGGCACUCACCGAUGAGCAACGCAAAGCGAUUGCGCUGAAACGAGAGGAGGCGUUGAGGAGAGCGGCGAAAAUUAAGGAGAUGGAAUUGCUCACCGCCAGCUCUUCAUCUACCAAUUUCCCACCUCCAACUCGCCCUGUAUUCCGAUCACCUCCUCAAAACCGUCAACCAAUGAAAUCCACAUCAAACAGCAGUAUAAAGCAGACAACGAUGAACAAUUUUAUCACUCAGCCUCUAAAUCCGGCUCCGCCCACUUCCAACAUCAAACCAACGAUUGUCGUGAAACUGAAGCUAGAUGUGGAGGAUAGAGUCAAAAUAGAAUUCUACCCAUUCCACUCUGCAAUCGUUGAUCUUAUCAAACAAGUCCCCAGCCGGAACUACGACCCGAACAAAAAACUAUGGACAGUAUCUCUCAGUGAGCACUCAACGAUGAGCAAUCUUCUGAAGAAUGCGCAAUCGGUGAAAGUGGAAAUCGAGCCGAUUCCGAUGAAUAUUCUAGGAAUGAUGACGAGUUUCAAACCGAAACCCACACCGAGUGAUUUGACGAAAAUCAUGGAUCCAGAAUUGAUUAAACGGUUGUUCCCUUAUCAAAAAGAAGGUGUUACUUUCGCUUUGGAAAGGAAUGGAAGAAUUCUAUUGGCCGAUGAAAUGGGUCUAGGAAAAUCGGUUCAGGCAUUGACGAUUGCGCGAUAUUAUAAAGCCGACUGGCCGCUGCUCAUCGUCUGUCCAGCAUCUGUGAAAGGCGCCUGGAAGAAACAAAUCAACACUUUCUUCCCAAUAAUCCAUCGAAUCUUCAUUGUCGACAAGUCGUCAGAUCCCCUUCCCGAUGUUCGAACAUCGAAUACGGUAGCUAUCAUGAGCUAUGAGCAAAUGGUUUUGAAGGCUGACCUACUUAAACGAGAGAAAUACAGUACUAUCAUUUUCGAUGAGUCUCAUAUGUUGAAAGAUGGAAAGGCGAGACGAACGAAGGUGGCGACUGAUCUUGCGAAGAUCGCACUCCACGCCAUCCUCCUCUCUGGAACUCCCGCUCUGUCCCGUCCAUCGGAAUUAUUUACUCAAAUUCGAUUGAUUGAUCAUAAACUAUUUACGAAUUUUCAUGAAUUUGCGAUUCGAUAUUGUGAUGGAAAACAGGGAAGAUUCUGUUUCGAAGCGAAGGGUUGUACGAAUUCUGAAGAGUUGGCGGCGAUUAUGUUCAGAAGAUUCAUGAUUCGCAGAUUGAAGGCUGACGUGUUGAAGGAUCUUCCUGAGAAACGAAGAGAAGUCGUUUAUGUGUCGGGGCCUACGAUUGAUGCGAGAAUGGAUGAUUUGCAGAAGGCGAAAGCGGAUUAUGAGAAGAUUAAUUCUAUGUAA